AUGAAUACUCUACCAAUUGAGAUCUUUCAAACAAUUGUUGAUGAUUUAUCUUUAACAGAUUGGAAAUGUUUACGUUUAACAUGUCGAUUAUUUUAUAUUCGUUUAUCAUCAUUGAAAUCCUACUCUCGGACUAAGUCAAUUCUAUUGAAACCACAGCCUGAAUUUUUUAAUGUAUUAUUAGAAAAAGUACCAGUUAAUGAUAUUGAACAUUUAUCACUAUUUCGUUACAAUUAUGAAGAAUUAUGUCUACAACUUAAUACCUCGCCGUAUUUUAAACAUUGUUUGAAAAAUUUGCAAACAUUAUCAUUUUCUCAGUCUAUGAGAUUAAUUGAUUCAUUUUUAUUUAGUCAAAUUUUAAAUUAUUGUGAAAAUUUAGUUACAUUAGAUUUAAGUUUAUGUAAAUAUUUUUUUCUUACUGAAAAUUUUCUCACACAUUCACAACAACUUUAUUCAACGGUAAAAAAUUUAAAUUUAAACGGUAAUUCAAUGAUGUCUGACUAUUAUUUCAAUCAAUUAACUCACGUAUUUCCAAAUUUGGAAUCACUUCAUUUACUAGGAAUACAUAUUCGAUCUUCAACAUUAUUAAGAUCAUCUACAAAUAGUCGUACAAUAUUUUCAUUUGAAAAUUUAUCAAAUUAUUUUUUAAAACAGUCUCAGUUACACACAGUGUCAUUAACAUUUGAACACACAUUAUUAUGUGAUGAUCGAAUUUGUCAUCUAUUAUUUUAUCAACAAAUAGAAUAUGCAUUAAAAUAUUUACAUCUCGAUGGUUUUAUUUCAGUUCAAACACUUACAAAGAUUUUAUUUCAUUUAGGAAAUAGUUUAGAAACAAUAAUUAUUAAUCAUUUACAAUUACCAGAAUGUUAUGCAUCUUUAUUCGAUUCUCUGUGUGAAUAUGGAAAAAAUUUGAAAACAAUUCGUCUAGAUAUUAAACCAGCAGUGGAAAUGAGAUAUGUACUAUCAAGUAAGAUUAUUGUUGAAUAACAUAACAGUAAUGAGUUCGACAUGUUUCACUUACUCGAGUUUGAAAUAUAGAAAGAUUUUUUAUAAGUUCUAAUUAUACUAAUUGACUAAAACUGAAAGUGAUAUCUGUUUGAUUUUUAGUUUAGUUCUCCGUGCGAUUUAAAAGAAUGUUUUGUCAACAAAAAAAAUAUACAUUGAAGGAUAACAUCGAGUCGUUGCACAACUUCGUUCAUUGUGCAGAAUAUAGAAAAGAACAGCAAAAUUGAUUUUUGCAGUUCGUCUGCAAAGAUCAAGUUCGUGUGUUCGGUUCUAGCUUCGUGUAAGGAUUAAUUUUGUGUUUUUGAUAGUUUAAGUUCUCAGAAUAAUAUAAUGGGAAUUUAUAUUCUCGAUUUCGUUCUGGUUCAAGAUUAAACCUUAAACCAAAAGGUGACUAUAAGUUAUAUUGACCCCAAAACGGGAUAUAUAUGAGCUUAUAGAGAAAGACUUUCUCUAUCCAGUAGUAUAUAUAUAUUGUCGAAUCCUAAUGUGCACCGUCAGAGAAAAUCAAACGUAACUCCUCUUUUUUUUAGACUUUUUUAGGAAUUUAUUUUAUCAUUGAGUUUAAUAUUGUGCAUUAUAGAGUAAAGUGUCCUCUGCAAAAUAAGACCACCCACAACUCUCCAAGGCCUUUUAUUGAGAAGAUACGAACUUUUUAAAGUUUGUUACUUUACGCUGAAAAAACCCUAUUUUUUUACUUUCGAACCUUUUUUCUCUUCCAUUCAGUACUUGAUAAACUUUUCAAACAGUCACUCUUGCAGAGUAAAGAUUUCUCUACAAAAUGAGAUGUCUCCCAGCUCCCCAUCAUGUUUUCUGAUAGAGUUAUAAUCAUGUGAUUUUUGCAAAGGCUUCUAGCAAAAUGAUCAUAACUCUAUCAGAAAACAUGAUGGGGAGCUGGGAGCCAUCUCAUUUUGUAGAGAAAUCUUUACUCUGCAUGAGUGAGG
Molecule: messenger RNA, 1943 nt
Organism: Didymodactylos carnosus
Lineage: Eukaryota; Metazoa; Rotifera; Eurotatoria; Philodinida; Philodinidae
Source: the annotation of a GenBank genome assembly